AUGAGUAUUCAAGUAUUUUCUAUUGUAAAAGUUAACCCUUUCUAUAGAAAAGACAGUAAAGAUGUUAAAAUAUUCUUAAAAGCGAAAGAAGCUAAUAGAUGGUCAGAUAAUAGAAGAGUAGUAAUUGCAGCAAGAAUGUUAAGAGAAGAAGCAGCUAACUGGUAUAAUUUAGUAAGUAAUACAAUUAAUAAAUGGGAUGGAGAUGCAAAUACAGGAUUUAAAGAAUGA
This is a messenger RNA of Funneliformis mosseae, 228 nucleotides long. NCBI's taxonomy places the organism in Eukaryota, Fungi, Glomeromycota, Glomeromycetes, Glomerales, Glomeraceae. The record is from the annotation of a GenBank genome assembly.